UUAAAAACUAUAUCUAAAUCUACAUUUUCGUCGAACGAUGAUGAAGUAUUGGUGAAAGAAGUUGAGAAGCAAUCCGUAUUGUAUGAUAGCUCCCACGAAAAACAUAAAGAUAUUAUAUAUAAAGACGUGAUUUGGAACAAUAUAUCAUGUAUAGUUGGAAAAUCAACAGAAGAUUGCAAAAAAAGAUGGCGUAAUAUUCGCGAUACAUAUAUGAGGAAUAAAAAAAAGUUAGGAACAGGAUCAGCAGCUACUUUAGCUAAAAAGAAAUGGCCUUUAGCUGGACAUGUUGCAUUUUUAGAUCACGUCGAAUAUCAACGGAAUACGACAACAAAUGUAUCGAAUGAUAUUUCGAUGGGAAAUUCGAUGUUAUCGGAAGAUAAAGACGAUUCAAAUACUGAAAAACUAUUCAAUGAACCAGUUAUAGUGAGCAACGAGGCUACGCAUGUGGAAAAACGACCGAGAACCAAACCUGAAAAGUUUGAUUACGUAAAAAGAGCUAUGGAACGAACAGCUAUAAUAAAUAGCAUACAAACUCAAAAUCAAGCCAUUUUAAAUAGAGAAGCUGAUGAUGAAAUAGAUUUCUUUUUUAAAAGUAUGGCAAUAUCAGUAAAAAAACUUCCAGCUAAAGGCAAAACAGAGGCUAAAUUACAAAUACUCACAUUAGUGUCACAAUUAGAACAGAAAUAUUUAGAGCCGACUGCGCAACCGACUCAAGUUUUGUUUCAGAUUCCCUCUCAGCAAAAUCAUAGCCUUCUGUCUCUUUCGAGUUCACCAUCGCUAUGUCCUAGUACUUCAUCAGGCGCUUCGCAAGGAUUUGAAUCAUAUAAUAUGUCGACAGCAUAUGGUAACAAUUAUAAUUAUAAUAAUAACUAA
Sipha flava (yellow sugarcane aphid) is the source of this 873-nucleotide messenger RNA. RefSeq lists its product as uncharacterized. Gene Ontology annotation, cellular component: transcription regulator complex; nucleus. The annotation marks the transcript as partial. Lineage: Eukaryota; Metazoa; Arthropoda; Insecta; Hemiptera; Aphididae. Gene Ontology annotation, biological process: regulation of transcription by RNA polymerase II. Gene Ontology annotation, molecular function: DNA binding. The record is from RefSeq and is a predicted model, not a curated record. The transcript is spliced from 3 exons.